Molecule: messenger RNA, 1122 nt
Organism: Colletotrichum higginsianum IMI 349063
Lineage: Eukaryota; Fungi; Ascomycota; Sordariomycetes; Glomerellales; Glomerellaceae
Exons: 1
Coding region: 1-1122 (373 amino acids)
Source: RefSeq, a predicted model, not a curated record
AUGUCCUCGGACCUCGAAUCCAAAAUCCGGCAGGCGGCCGUCCGCAACCGCGAGCUCCUCGCCGUGCUCGCGGACACGGACAACGCCAUCCCCGACCUCACCCAGCAGCGCCGGCUCAUCGCCGACCUGGACCACCAGCUCCAGCAGUCGGACAAGAACGUGCGCGCCCUCGACGCCCGGCGCAAGAAGGAGCUCAAGGACCACGAAAAGUACCGCGACAGCGUCAUGCGCCGCUUCGUCCACAAGGCCGUCGGCAAGCGCGACAAGUUCGACGAGAAGGCCGCCCGCGAGGAGCGCGAGUACUUUGACGUGCUGCAGGAGGAGCACCGCGAGAAGGAGGUCAACGGCAACCUGCGCCGCCAGCUCGACGACGCCCGCGAGGCCUCCCGGUCGCUCGAGGCCGAGGCCACCCGCCACGACAAGGCCCAGUGCGCCCUCGACUCGCUCUACGACUCCAUCUUCGCCGGCCCGACGCCGAACCACCCGGACGAGGACGCUCGCGAGCGCGAGGCCGAGGACGCCCGGCGCGAGUACCACGACGCCCGCGGCAAGGCCGAGGCCGAGCAGCACGCCAUCCGCCUGCUCACCGACGCCGCGCGGCGCAUGGCCGACUCCCUGCGCAGCAUGGACGACGCGCUGAGCCACUCGCGCAUGGACAUGUUCGGCGGCGGCACCAUGUCGGACAUGAUGGAGCGCAGCGCCCUGCAGCGCGCCGAGAGCGCCGCCCAGGAGGCCCGCAUGCUCGUCAUGCAGGCCCAGCGCAUGACCCCCUACGUCGGCGACCUGCCCGCCGUGAGCAUCAACCACGGCAGCCUCAUGGGCGACGUGCUCUUCGACAACAUCUUCUCCGACAUGGCCUUCCACGACGAGAUCAAGCGGUCGCGCGCCUCCGUCGACCGCUGCGCCCAGGUGCUGGGCCGCUUCCUGCAGGAGACGCGGGCCCGCCACCAGGAGCUGACGUGGCAGCUCAAGAGCCUCGGCGAGAGGCUGGAGAGCACGCGCACGGCGCUGCAGAAGGAGAGGGAGCGGUUGUUUGAGCAGAUUGCCGGCGGCGGCGGCGGCGAGGUUGACGUCAAGGGCACCGCGGCGUCGAGUGCGACGCCGAUCGACUUGAAGCAGUGA